CGUCACGUUGACAGUUUGUUUGUCACGAUGAGUACGUAAGUGCGGACGAGUCAGGGACGAGGCGUCUUCCCCGUCCUCCCGCCAGCAGAUACCAUGCUCUCUUUGGGCUGGUUCUCAGCCCUGGCCAUGGCUCUUUUCUCGCUUCAUAUGUUGCAGGCACUUUGUUUUCCGUACUUUUGGAAAGAUUUCGUCUUCCUGUGGAGUGUGGUUCGAUACGGCGUGCGACUGGAGCUGUUUAAGCUGACCUCCAGGGUGUGCACCGUGCUGGACAGGUUCAUCCAGCAGGCUCACCGCAUCCCCAACAAGGCUUUUGUCAUAUACGAAGGACGUAUCUUCACCUAUAAGGACGUGGAGCUUCGUAGCAACAGGCUGGCCAAUGUUUUCCUCCACAAACUCGACGUGAGGAAAGGCGACUGCGUUGCCUUGCUCAUGAACAACGAGCCCGACUUCAUCUGCGUCUGGUUCGCCUUGGCGAAGCUCGGCUGCUCGGUCGCGUUUCUCAACACCAACAUCAAGUCGAGAGCUUUGCUUCAUUGCUUCAGCUGCUGUGGAGCCAAAACCAUGAUAGUUGGCGCAGAUGUAGAAUGUGUUGAUGGCAUCAUUAGCACCUUAGUGGAGGACAACAUUCAGGUGUGGUCAAUGAGCAGCCAGUGCAGGAACACACAGGUGCAGAGCCUUUUGGCGCACGUCGACGCUGCCUCCGACAAACCCGUGCCGGCAAUUUUGCGCGCCGCCACCUCCCUCAAAACUCCAACCCUUUACAUCUUCACCUCUGGAACGACUGGGCUUCCUAAAGCAGCAGUGAUCACUCACCUCCAAAGCUUGAAGGCAUCAGGAGGGUUCUGGGCAUUCGGAGUGACCCACAAUGACGUUGUGUACAUCCCUCUGCCUCUUUACCACAGUGCAGCUUCACUGGUUGGUAUAGGGGGAACCAUUGAGCUUGGUGCGACCUGCGUUCUAAAGAAGAAGUUCUCAGCAUCACAGUUCUGGAGUGACUGUCGAAAGAAUAAUGUGACAGUUUUCCAGUAUAUUGGUGAACUCUGCAGAUACCUCUGCAACCAACCCAAGACAGAGCUGGACAAAGUACACAGAGUGCGGAUGGGAGUCGGGAAUGGAUUGCGUCAGGAUGUCUGGAAAGAGUUCCACAGACGUUUCGGGAAAAUUCAAAUGUGUGAGGUGUACGGCUCCACCGAGGGGAACCUGUGUUUCAUGAACCACGUUGGAAAAAUCGGCACAGUGGGACGUUCAAACUUCUUCUACAGGCUCCUGUUCAAGUAUGAUCUGGUUAAGUAUGACAUGAAGAAAGACCAGCCAAUGAAAGAUCAGUUUGGUUUCUGUCAGCGCGUGAAGAAGGGUGAGACGGGGCUAUUACUCUCAAAAGUAAGCGCCCUCAGCCCUUUCUUUGGCUACGCCGGAAGCAAGCAGCUGACGGAGAACAAGCUGAUAAGAAACGUGUUUGUGAAGGGAGACGUCUACAUGAACACGGGGGACCUGAUGGCUGAGGACCACGAGGGCUUCAUCGCUUUCAAAGACCGAGUGGGAGACACCUUUAGGUGGAAAGGUGAAAAUGUAGCAACAACAGAGGUGGCAGAGACUCUGGGUUUACUGGACUUUGUUCAGGAAGUCAAUGUGUAUGGAGUGGCAGUACCAGGACAUGAAGGAAGAGCAGGAAUGGCUGCCAUGAUUUUAAGACCAGACCUCACUUUUGAUGGGAACAAACUUUUUAAGCACGUGGUGAUGGAUUUACCCACUUACGCUCAACCCCUUUUUAUAAGACUUCAGGUCGUCAUGGAAACGACGAGCACUUUAAAGCAGCAGAAGUUUCAACUGGUUGAGAGCGGCUUUAACCCCUCAGCUAUAGCAGAUCCUCUUUACGUGUUGGACUAUCAGCAGAACAGCUACGUACCUUUGACGGACGGAAUAUACCAGAGUAUAGUCUGUGGAGAACGCAAGCUAUAACACUUUUCCAAGGAGCGUAUGUUGACACACAUGCAAGCACGUAAAAUGACGAAUUAGAUCGUCUUGACGAGGGGUGUCCUGAUCCAAUACGAUAUCGGCAAAAAUAGGAUUUGCUGAAAUAAAUUCACUAAAGGUCAACAUUCACUAUAGGCUACUAGGAGCUAUACAGCAGCUAAGCACACACUAGCACGCAAGCUAGACAUAUGUAAUAAGUGUCCUUAUUUGUAUAAUAUUGCAGUCUAAAAUAUGAAGUCAAUAUUAAGUAUCAAAUACUUCGAGCUGCAUAGUAAUGACACAUUCAAGGUCUCAAAGGCAUUAGAAAGUAUCCAGUAACAAACGUGUCCGCAUCAUUCAACUUAUUAUGUCAUAAGCUUAACUCAAUUAAUUAUUGUGGCCACUUGGUGUCGAUUGAAAGGCAGCAUAAGUCAAUUCUGGAGGGUUAAUAAUAAAGGUAUGUACGAUUUGUGCUGAUAUCGUAUCGGAUCAAUAUCGACCAAUACUCAAAGCUCCAAUAUCUGUACGAUAUCGUUGGCGAAACAGCUCUAAAAGGGACACCCCGAGUUUUGACGUAGUUACUUCACGUUUUACGAACGACUCACACACUUUGUUAAAAGCUACACACUAACCGUUUUCACAGUUUGUCUGUCAAUAAAAUACAUGUACACAACUA
Molecule: messenger RNA, 2629 nt
Organism: Nerophis ophidion (straightnose pipefish)
Lineage: Eukaryota; Metazoa; Chordata; Actinopteri; Syngnathiformes; Syngnathidae
Gene: slc27a6
Product: solute carrier family 27 member 6
Exons: 10
Coding region: 94-1959 (621 amino acids)
Molecular function (GO): long-chain fatty acid transmembrane transporter activity; long-chain fatty acid-CoA ligase activity
Source: RefSeq, a predicted model, not a curated record